This is a messenger RNA of Theobroma cacao (cacao), 1083 nucleotides long. Its product is annotated as Chaperone DnaJ-domain superfamily protein. Lineage: Eukaryota; Viridiplantae; Streptophyta; Magnoliopsida; Malvales; Malvaceae. The record is from RefSeq and is a predicted model, not a curated record.
CCAUGGCCCGAGUCGAUAGUCUGAACCAGCCGGCCCGAUUUCUAUUGCUUCUUCCCGGCUCUCGCAAGAGCCAAAGCAAAGGCAGGCCUGCGAAAUAGCCAUCAAAAGGAGAAUCAGUGAGUGGUAAUUAGGCAAAAAAAUCCAGCGAUGGGAGAGAGCAACGCAAGCGUCGAUGAGGAUUUGCUUCUCAAAGCGUUCUUCGCCGAAGUCAGCGAAGUUGAACGAGACAAUGAAGUCAUCAGGAUUCUUUCAUGCUUCAAGUUAAAUCCAUUUGAGUUUCUGAACCUAGCAUUUGAUUCAUCUCCAGAAGAUGUCAAAAAGCAGUAUCGUAAGUUAUCAUUAAUGGUCCACCCUGACAAAUGCAAGCAUCCACAAGCAAAAGAGGCUUUUGGAGCAUUAGCAAAAGCCCAACAACAUUUGCUUGAUCAACAAGAAAGGGAUUAUAUCCUAAGCCAAGUUACUGCUGCAAAAGAAGAACUGAGAGCAAAGAGGAAGAAGCAGUUAAAGAAAGACACAGCUUCCAAGUUAAAGUUAUUAGUUGAUGAGGGGAAAUCUGAGCAACAAUACGAACAAUCAGAGGAGUUCCAGCAGGAGUUGAAGUUGAAGGUUCGAGAAUUAUUAACAGAGCAGGAAUGGCGGCGGAGAAAAAUGGCAAUGAGGAUAUCUGAAGAGGAAGGGCGUCUAAAGAAGGAUGAAGAAGAGCAAAAGGAGAUGUGGAAAAGGAAGCGUGAACAUGAGGAGCAGUGGGAAGGAACAAGGGAGCAGCGAGUUUCAAGUUGGAGGGAUUUCAUGAAGUCAGGGAAAAAGUCUAAGAAAGGAGAACUUCGUCCCCCCAAACUCAAAACAGAGGAUCCCAACAAAUCGUAUGUUCAAAGGCCUGUAAAGCGGGGUUAACUGCUGUGGUAGCCAGCACUACUGUUCCUGCGGUAACGGACUUCAGAAUGUAGGUUGAACUGAAGCUUGUAUGAACCCAUGUCUCUGAAGAGGCUUAUUAUUAUUAUUAUUGUAAAAGAAAAGCACAUGCAGGAAAACUUUUCUCUUUUGUUAUUUUCUUAUAAAAGCUUACCAUUUUGUUGUUUUUCA